CCUACGCCGCUUAACAUUUCUGAUUCCCCAUCGCCGCCUACGCCGCUGAGAAGCGCCGUCUCCAUGAACAACUGCAGCCUACGGCGCCGCCUCACCCCAAGCGGCGCCAUGGAGGAGAAGAGCUCUGGGUCUGGGCAGAAGAAAGAAGCGAGCACGGCCAACCUGCCGGCGGAGGAUGCAGUGCUUGUUCCUUUAAGCGGCGCCAUGGAGGAGAAGAGUUCUGGGUCUGGGCAGAAGAAAGAGGCGAGCACGACCAACCUUCCGGCGGAGGAGGCAGUGCCGGCAGCGGCCAGCCUCCUCUCGGAAGACCUCAUCUUUGAGAUCCUCUCCCGCCUCCCCGCCAGAUCCCUCCACCGCUUCAAGUGCGUCUCCCCGUCCUGGCGCGACCUCAUCGCCAACCCCGCCAACCGCAAUAAGCUGGCCCAAACCCUCGCCGGCUUCGUCUACAGCACCUACGACAGGGUUGACCCCCGCUUCCAGCGCUUCCACUUCGCCAACGUCUCCGUCGGCGCAGCCCCGCCGGCCGACCUGUCCCUCCCUUUCUUGCCACACAACAAAUACUGGUACAUCGCCCAGCUGGACACCUGCAAUGGCCUCCUCCUCUGCCUUGCCUACAUGGCCCCUUCUCCUUCCACGGACAUGGAUUCGACGGUUGAACCCCAUUUCGUCGUGUGCAAUCCGGCCAUCGAGAGGUGGGUCGACCUGCCCCCUAUCCCAGAGGUGCGAAGCGACCAUCGCAUCUUCGCUCGUUUGGCUUUUGAUCCAGCAGCGUCGUCCCAUUUCCAUGUUCUUCAGUUUGAGGAGACCGUUCUGGAGAAACGCAUCACGGGAGUGAACAUCUAUUCUUCACAAACUGGAGCCUGGAAGCAUAGACAAAGCCGGUUGGUUGAGAGAAUUAGCCUGUGCACUGGCCUUACAAGUGUCUUCAUCCACGAUAUGCUGCACUUGCUUGGUGUGCGGAAAUCCAUGAAGAAAAACGACGAUGCGGUGCUGGUAGCAGUGGACAUGGAAGGGCAGGUGUGGAAGACUAUCUGUGUGCCAUCAGGUGGCUUGAGUUUUAGAAUUGGAUUGUCACAGGGGUGCUUGCACUAUGCUACCACACCCCUAGCUACUGUCGACAAGAACCAGAAGAAGAAAAGUAAGGAGAGUAACACACUGAUAGCAUCACUCUGGUGCAUGGAGGAUUAUGAUAGUAAACAAUGGAUCCUGAAGCAUAGUGUCAGCAAUGUUGAGUUACAGAGCGUAACUAGGGUGGAGUACAAGGUGGCUGCUAUUCAUCCAGACUGUGACAUGCUUUUCUUGGAUUCAUGUGUUGAUGAUACAUUGGCAUCAUACGAUAUGCAACAUCGGAAAUUCCGUCAAAUCCUUAAUCUUGGGGAAAACAAGGCAACACUAUUUGUACCCUAUGUUCCACUUUUCUCAGACUCGUUAGCAGGUGCAAAUGGGCAGUAGUGUUAUCUACAAAUCCAAGCUUGUGUUUCCACCAAGAAUUUGCUCUUCUGCAAGCUGAACAGUUUGUCUGUUGAUUUCUGAAUCCACCUAAAUUUUGCCAUCCAAUUGGCUGGUGCUCAUGCUUCUGCUAGCUUGAUUUUCUGUUUAAAGCAAUCCCUGGUAACCUUAAGGAUUAAGCAUAUUGCAA
Messenger RNA from Triticum urartu, 1639 nucleotides. Its product is annotated as F-box protein At5g49610-like. The record is from RefSeq and is a predicted model, not a curated record. Gene Ontology annotation, molecular function: protein binding. NCBI's taxonomy places the organism in Eukaryota, Viridiplantae, Streptophyta, Magnoliopsida, Poales, Poaceae.